AUGCGGGAUGUCUCCUGGCGUUGCAGUGUCUGCAGACGUAGAGGCAUUGCUAUCAUUGCCCGUGGCGUGCAACCAGGAAUUGAACAAAGCGAAGUGCUUGAAGGACUGGGUUGUGAGACGACGAUUAGAAAAUCGCCCGACACGCGACGUCUUCAAGGCGGGCUGAACAGGGCUGACUCUGAGAACGAGGUGCUCCUGCUGGCCCCCAAACCUUCCGAUGUUCGAAGACAUUCAGACGUUCCACUGCGAGACAUUUUGAAAUUUCAGCAGUCAGCCAUUUCCAACGCCACGUCCCAACAUGACUUGGGACUCUCCGUCAUGCCGGUGGAGAAGGCUAAAAGUAGCACAGAGCUAAUGAAGAAAGAUAGAGACCAAGAGAGUGGUAGUUCUGCUGCUGGUGGUAUAACUUUGAGUAUCACUCAGUCUUCUUCUAAAUCAGAUAAGCACCAGAACAGUAAAGACGACAAACCAAAAGGACCACCCAACCCUAAAACUGCUUCAAUGAAAAGACAAAGGUCGUACGAACGCGGAGCCAGUGAAGGUGCUCUUAACUUGCCCGUCAAUGCUCGGGGGCGACGAGCUUCUUGUGAUAUGCGAACCGUUGACCCUGACGCGGGUGCGAACAAUAAUAAUGUGUCGACGAGUGGUAGUGACAGCAAGAGUGGGGUUGGUGGCCAUACUCCGUCAAUUGGAGGUGGCGGACAAGGAGGGGGUCUCUCAGAGAAAGAUCUCCAACACCUCCAGAAAACCCAUCAGCAAUACCUUCAAAAACAACAGCAACAACAAGCAAAGCAGGGACAACAACAGCAUCAUCAGCCAUCCCAGAAAUCUUCGAACCAUUCGCAGCAUUCUCAGCAACAUCAACCACCCCAGCAGCAGCAGCAGCAGCAGCAACAACAACAACAACAACAACAGCCGAGAAAGCCCCAUCCAUCCGACUUGGCCAUCGGUUCCACUGACACGCUACGACGGAGAUCAGUACAAAUCUACAAUUCGACGACCAAGCAGUCCCCACAACCACGCUCGUGUGCAUCUCUGGACCAAGAAGGAAUGGACAUGAAGCAACGACAGCAACAUCAACACCAACAACAGCAACAAAUGCAACAGCAACAACAACAUAAUCAGCAUCAUAAUCAGCAUCAGCAGCAGCAACACCAUCACCACGAGGUAAAAAGACAAGGGUCUUCGCAGGAUGGGGAGGCUAUUAAAAUCGUGAUAGACGAUGUCGACUCCACGGCUGCUGCUAUAGACAAUAACAAAGCACAAAAUUCCGGUGAGGCGGCCGACUUUCGGACGAGAGUAGUUCGACUUCGGAGGGAUCCACAGGAUCGAGGAUACCAAACUCGAGGAUUUGGACUCCGAGUUGUUGGAGGGUGCAGCGUGGCUGGAAAGCCAGGGAACCUGAGAGCGCGGGUCGCUCGUGUCACGCCUGGCAGUGGGGCUGACUUCGCUGGGAUUCGUCGUGGUGAUAUUGUGCUCACGUGGAACGGGAUAAAGUUGACAAAUCUUACGUUUGAAGAGGUUUGCAAAGUAAUGGACACUUCAGGUGAUGCCAUCGAGAUCACAAUAGCUUCACUGGACAAUGAUCAAAUGCCAAUUGCAACUGUAAUUGAAACUGAAAACGAACCUACUGCUGAAUGGGGAGAUUCUGACAUGGGCAACGAAGCGGAUAGUCUGGGGAUUAAUUCAGAUCAAUACAACAGUGCAACCUCACCCUCCAGGAGACAACUUCCUCGGCUUCCGACGGAUGGAAGAAUACAGCUUCGUCUAUUUAACGACGAAGUGCACAACACGCUAGAAAUCGCAGUGGUGAACAUUGCUUUCGGAAAUGAUGAUUGCACAACGAUCGACCUUAAUGAUGUCAUCAUUACUUUGAGAAUAGGAGAGAAAAUAGCAAAUACCCGGUGGAAUCAGUGUGUACUUUUCACCAAAGUAAGCCCAGAAGAUUUAUUCGACUCGUGGCUCAUCCUCGAACUGGCACGAGGCUCGGAUCAAACCUUCCUUGGAGAAAGUCACAUCGAUAUGGGAAGGGUCUCCUUGGACGACAGACCUGUGUGGUUUCCAUUCUCUGCCAAAGGAAGCUCGAGUCAUCGGGGUUCCAUAAGUCAAAUAAUCAAUGCGGGUGGUUCUACGCCACCUGGGGCUAGAGAUAUUGCGAGAAGAUUAAGGAUGCGAAUGGCUGCUGGCUCGCAGUCUCAAUCCGAAGAACAAGAUGAUAGUUCAGGACAAUCUAGCCCUUGUGCGUCGUCCUUGCUUCGUCCAGAGGUGGCAUGGGAGGUUUUGGGGACAUUAGGACCACCAAGCGCUAAUCUGACGUCCAGGUCGGCUCCCACCUCCAGACGAGGAAGUGCUCAAUCUGAUCGGGUUGCCAUUGGGCUGGAGGUUGACGACGGAAGAGGAAGUGCUCCGAGCACUCCAGCGUUGCCUCGUUCCCUUCCACCGUCGAGAAGAGGCUCCUUUGCCGUUGCAGUAGAGCAGGUCAUCAGCCAAACUCGCCGGGGAUCGGUUGCGUAUCAGCAACAACGAGUGCCUGACAUGUUCAUACGUCACUUACCAGAAAUUCCAGACGGUGGUGGUCCUGAUCCUUCCAUGAUGCGGAGCAGGAGAAACUCAGCCUGGAAUCCGAGAGAAGUUGGGUUUGAUCGACGAAGCCAGUUUGAGCGAACAGACUCCCUUCGAGCCAUCCAAAAUCAACCUAGACGGACAUCCGAAGUGGUGCAAUCGUUCCGCGAUGUUGUAUUUGAAGCAAGAAAUCGAGCUCGAAAAGCCCAAGAAGACGAAUCGUGGCGACAACACUCUCCGCAGUGGGGUGAUCGUCCAUGAAACCCAUGUGGCUAAUAGUCUCUAGCCCGUCAACGCUCGCAAGUUUUGGCUCAAUUAACAAGCCCUGAAUGGGAGGGAGUCGACCAAAAGAAGAAGAUGCACCACGACCACCGCACAGUUUGUCGAAUCAACUUUCACCAGGAGCGUAAUGCGAUUUAAAGUGUCACAGCCAUAAUAAACAAAAUAAUUUCAUUACAACUUAUGCAACUCUCAAACCUGAAACUGCUAACUAUAUCGACGCGACGGUCUAAUGUUGAGAUGUCAAUUUCGAUGUAAAGUAAUAAUAAUCACGUAGCCAGUAGUAGACGUGCGUAUAUAAGCUCGCCGUAGAGCGUAAAUAUAUUUAUGAUUGAAACAUACUUAAAUACGAUUAGGUAGAUGAGAAAUCCCCAUAUUUUCGCUUGAGGUACCACAUACUUACAUGGAUAGAUACAUUAUGAGAGUCUAUUUUCCUUCUAGCCAUAUAGACUAAUAUACAUAUGUAGAACUAAGACUAUAUAUGUACACAUAUUUAGAACCUUGCCCUCCCAUAUUCUAUGGAGAACAUUACGGAUUGUCCAUCAGGUAGAAAAGAGCUUCAUCAAUGACACUUGAACUAGCAAUCUGUGUAUAUUAGUGGUCUCGAUGUAUGUCACUCUUAUUGAGGUGCUAGAUGAACACAGUUGACUAUUAUUACAAAAUAUAUAACAAUCCAUGUGUAGAUUAGACUCCCAAAGUCCUGACGGUAAAUAUCUAUGUGGCAGAUGAGCAACAAUGGGUUUUUUGGAAAUUUCGUUUUUAGAACUGGUUUAAAAGUUGUAGCCAGAUCCUUAGCAUUCCCUCAAAUUGUCAAAAGGAAAUGAUCAACAUAUUUCGCAUUGAAAUGGAAAUGGAGAUGCGGAGAACCGCUACAUAUUAUUGAAUCAUAUCAGUAUCCGAGAUGAAAAAGUGCACAAAGGGAAAAAAUAUGUGAUGAGUAUAUGCAUGUGUGGUAUCACAUAUCCGCUUAUUGAAUUUUCCCGAGCGCCCCCAUUCCCCAUAUCGUCGUCAUCCUAGGAAUAAAUAUGGGAUCCAUUUGAAAAGGUUUCUCAAAAUUGCUGUCAACGAAUGAGGAUGGAAAAUAAAAGUAGCGGCUGCGGAUAUAUUUCUUAUCCUUUAUCCAUUCCUUCCAAUUCCCUCAAAUUCGAUUUAUAUUUGACCCGUUCCUUGUCAAGUGAGGAACUCCCAAAUCCAAAUGAAUACGCUUCUGCUCCUAUAAAUUCUCCGUCAUCCUUUCACUAGCAUCCAUCCAGCCAAUUGUGGAUCCAUCUCUCUCAUAUCGUCGUUUCAUUUUCAAUUGAGAAAAAAAGCUCUCUCUUAUCCAAUAAUUCCAAUUCUGCUGUUUUCGCCUUGUUCGUUUCGUAAUAUUGGAAUAACACAGACAUGAAAAGGGUUUGAGCCAUUUCAAGACUUUGUUUGAUUAUGAAAUCCUUUGUUUUCUGGAUUUGCGCCUCGUCCCAGUUGCGAAUCCCUCACAUGCGAAAAAAAAAUCGAACAAUUCUUUUCCACGAGCAAAAAAAAAUUAUUUGGCUAGUUAAGGAAAUAUUUAUGAAGAAUAAAUAUAUUGAUAGCCGUAUUUAUUGUGAUUCACUUUUGUGAUACCCGUUUUGCAUCCACAAGUUUCAAUGUCAUUUUAUUGUUUGCACUGUCGAUAUUAGGUAGCUUGAAAUUGACAUAUACGUAUCUUCUCCUCCUCCUCUUUCCCUUUGUCAUUUCAUGGAAAGCUUUUGAUCAAAAUACGUCACGGUUGUAUUAUGUUGUGAACUUUAUACGUAUGUAACUGCAAAUGAUUAUAAUAAUGAUCUUGUCUCUUCGACUUUGAUCUCUC
Messenger RNA from Folsomia candida, 4669 nucleotides. RefSeq lists its product as uncharacterized. The transcript has 22 exons. Bases 1 to 2823 code for a protein of 940 amino acids. The record is from RefSeq and is a predicted model, not a curated record. Gene Ontology annotation, biological process: calcium ion-regulated exocytosis of neurotransmitter; regulation of synaptic plasticity; regulation of membrane potential. Gene Ontology annotation, molecular function: transmembrane transporter binding; small GTPase binding. Gene Ontology annotation, cellular component: cytoskeleton of presynaptic active zone; presynaptic membrane. NCBI's taxonomy places the organism in Eukaryota, Metazoa, Arthropoda, Collembola, Entomobryomorpha, Isotomidae.